CAGACAAGGAAAAAUAAAAAAUUUGGAAGAGUGGACGGAGUAAUAAUAUAAAAUUAAUCCUAUAAAAGGAACUAAUGCAUCUUGUUGUGAAUUACAAUAGUUAAAUUUCGCUUUAACAGUAUUUCUAUGAGGUUGCAGUUUAUAUGUGAUGUUAUUCUAAUAUAAUUCAUAAUUAUGGCUUUUUAUUCUUGUAAUAGAUACAGACUGCUCGUUGUCGUUUUAUUAGGGUUAAUAGUAUGGCAAGUUUUUCAAUUAUUUCCCAAAAAACAGGUUCAAUUGUCUCAGGAUAUAGUUGAGCUAGAAGAUGACAGAUUUAACAAACACAUAAAGGAUAAAGUGAAAGUAAGAGUGUAUUAUGAGGCUCUCUGUCCAGAUUCAAAACAUUUUUUCAUCAAACAUCUGGGUCCAGUCACUGAAAAGUUAUCAGACUUCUUAGAUAUUACUUUAGUACCAUAUGGAAAAGCUCAGACAAAAGAGAGUCAUGGAAAAUAUUUCUUUGACUGUCAACAUGGACAAGAAGAGUGUUAUGCAAAUAAAAUUCAUGCAUGCUCAAUUGCAUCAAUUGUUAACAUGACUAUGGCUGUGAAGAUGACAACCUGCAUGAUCAUUGAUAACUUGGAUGCAGAUGGAGCAUUGAAAAGGUGUGCCAAAGAGUUGAAAAUUGAUCCUGAUCCCAUCAGUAGCUGUGCCAGCGAUGACAAUGGAUCAGAGUUAUUAAAAAAAUAUGGUGAUGACACACACAUAAUCAGUCCAUCAUUUAUUCCUACAAUAACAAUUAAUGGAUCCAAAGAUAAUCAAGCAGCUAUUUUAAAGAAUUUACGGUUAGAAGUGUGUAAAUUGAUUGAUAUGCCUUUACCACCUGGUUGUUUGUGACAAACCAAAUUUGAUAGGGCAAAUAUGCACCAAAUACUUAAAAAGUUUUUGUGAACUGGAAAAACUAAUAAUAAUCAAUGAAGAUACUGUUUUAAGAACAAUUAUGCUCAAUUUGCUAGUAUUGUCUGUAUCUAUAUUAUUGAUGAGAUAACUUUACAUCAAUAUGAUUUGUAACUACUGAUAUGCUGUACUAUAAAAUGAUGCAUUUUGUGUAUUUUGUUAAUGAAAUAUAGUAAAUAAGCUUAACAUUUUUAUGUACUCACUGAGUAAUAUCGAGUAUUAGAAUACCAAGAUAUAACUAUGAAUAAUUUAUAGUUAUACAUCUUUAAUGAGUAAUUGGUAUAAAUAUCAUAUCACAUAUUUGCUAUAUAAUUAUGUAUAUAGUUAAAAAAUUGCUGCAAACUAAAAUGUAGGAGAUUAUAUAUUUUUUUUUUAAGUUUAGUAGUUCCUAUAGUUUGAUAAUUUGUACUUUAUAUAGCUCUAUUUACAGAACUUUGAUAAACUGCCUGUGAUGAAAAUUUUUAUUUUGAAAAUGAAUUGUGAUUAGUUUUUCAUUUCAUAUAUAAAAAUUGGUCUAAAAUUAUCCAAUCUUAAUAGACCCCAUGUGGGUACAGUGGUGUGAGUGAGUGACCCCACGCAAAAUAGGUACUGGGUGUCGAGUUGCGGAAACAGCCCGCCGUACUACUAAGACAGUGGUGUGAGGCCGUCUGGUAAAAAAUAUACAAAAGACAAGAAAUCUACAUCACACAAGAUAGGAGGCUGUCUUAGCCAAAGUAACAACAAUACAAUCACUGAAAAUAGAUUUCAUCAGUAGUAUUUUGUCUUUGUGCAAAGGGUACUGUUGUGUUUUUCUACAACUUCUUAUUUUUAAUCCUUUGGAUGCUAAGCGAUGUUUUGUUUAAUUUAUAUUCUAUAUACAAUUAAAUUAUGUUGUGCUUACAUCUUGGAUUAGGGGCCUAGGCACGUAUUUUCGCCAAAAAGCGCUAAAGUUUCUAUGAAAACAAAGCAGCGCCCCUACCGGCUGUAAGAGCAAACUAACUCCUUCCAUACAAAAUUUGACGAUGACGAUACGAUUACGGAACUGACAGUUUGUGCUUGAGCCUCAGGACAAGUUAAUUUAACUUUACAAUGAAAAUAUUUUCUCCUAUGAGAAUUUUACCAAAUUAUAAUUUAAAGUCCGAUGACGGCCCUACUCGGAGAAGUCAAUUAACUAUCAAGUUUGACUAAAUAUUUUGCCUUCGCCUUCUUCUCUGUAAUAAUAUAAAAAGAUGAACACAUGAUUUUAAUUGACUACAUUUCCUUAAGUUCUGUAAGUAUGGCCAUAAUGUGUUUUCUUGGCCUAAUGAGUUUGAUCAGCAUUUUGUCAUUGUUAAUGUAAGGUAAAAUUCUAAUCAAAAUUGGUCUCUGUGACCUGCAUUUACUUAGCUUAUAAUUAACUUUGAAAAGAAAUCUUAUUUGUUGUGUAUUACCUUUUUAUGGUUGUAUCUACGAUCAACAAUUCUAUAGAUAACGUGUUAGCGCGUAAAAUCCGUCCUGGUUUUUUUUUCUUUUUUUAAAUUAGUUUCGUUAAUACAAAUCGAAGUAACUCGCUGGCCAAUGACUGGUAAAAAUAUUUUAUUUUGUGGGUUCGUUUAUAAGAUAAAAGGUUGUAUGUGCGAAAUAACACUUUGUUAUUUAUAUACCUUAUUCCUUUGUCAGAUAGUUGUUAUUAGGUUCAACGUCAACUGUUUUAAAAAUUUAUCUUUGUUCAUUGGGAAUCGAUUUUCGCUGCAUAAGUUUACACAUAUGCGGACAGUUUUUAGCUUUGAUUUUGUAUGCAACCCGUUAUCUACAGAAUUGUUGAUCGAAGGGUUGUAUGGCUUUCCACUCCAUGCUUAUAGAAUGAAAAUUUAUAUUUCCUUAUUUAUAUUAGUUGUGAAAAUGUGUGAUUAAUAAAUAGUUAUGAUAGUAUUCUAUAAUCUACCUAAUGUGUUGUGUUCUGCUGCAAUCAAAUUAUUGAAAUGUACAGCAUUAUUAGCUCUUAAAUUUUUACUAUAUAUUGUUAAAAAGUAUAGUUUUUAUAGUAACAAUGUAAAAUACGUAACAACAAUUUGUAGUUAAACAAUUUGAUGGUUGUAUAGGUAUUACUUUAGGAGCAAGAGCGAAUGUAGUUUUUUUUUACUUACACACUGAUGUGACUUACAUACAAUAAGUCUCCUAAAGUGGAUGAAUCUAAGAUCAAUUAAGUAUUAUAUAUUAAUAAUAGAUAAAAGUGGGUAUUUAUAAUUUGCUAUAUAGGUAUUUACAUUUCAUUGUCUCAAAUACUAUGUUAUUACUUAAAUCAUGUACUAUUAGAAUCUAUUCGCUCAAACAGUUCAAUAACUGGUAUAUGUUAUCUUGCCUUUGUUUUUACCCUUAUUUUUUAUAUAUAAGAGAAACCUAAAGAAUAUAUGUAUUUUUAUAU
Messenger RNA from Chilo suppressalis (striped riceborer), 3316 nucleotides. The record is from the annotation of a GenBank genome assembly. NCBI's taxonomy places the organism in Eukaryota, Metazoa, Arthropoda, Insecta, Lepidoptera, Crambidae.